CUUCCGGGUAUGGCGGAGAAGAAAAUAGUCGUUCGCUCGCAGGAUCCGAACCAGCGGCGCGUGCUGGACAGCGCCACGCGCCAGCGGCGUUUGACCCGCCAGCUCGAGGCGCUAGAGAAAGACAACUUUCAGGACGACCCUCACGCGAGCCUCCCGCAGCUUGUCAAGAGGCUGCCGCAGUUCGACGAGACCAACGAAUCCGGCAAGCGGAGGAAGAAGACAAGGGGUGAUCAUUUUAAACAGAGGUUCCGCAAAAACUUCCAGACUCUUUUAGAGGAGGAGGACUUGAGUGUUAGUGAGGGUCCAAACUAUCUGACUGCAUGUGCUGAGCCCUCCAAGCUUCCUCAGCGCCAUUUCUGUGCAGUGUGCGGCUUUCCUUCAAACUACACAUGUGUGUCGUGUGGAGCUCGCUACUGUUGUGUCCGCUGCUUAGUAACACACCAUGAGACCAGGUGUCUGAAGUGGACUGUAUGAUCUUUUCAUCUCUACUAAACUGCUAUCAAGAGGAAUGUUUGAGUUUUGGGUCAUAUUUCACUGAGCAUCUUACAGUCCCUCUUAAGAGUUAAGUUUUUCUUAAAAGCACCACAGCCAUUCACAUGCACAUUAAAUUGCAAUAAUUAAAAACAUCAACUUGACAUGUUGGUAUAAAUUACUAGCAGCCUUAGCCAUGGCUAACACCCUGCUUAAAAUGACACUCUGUCAUCUCUGCACUCCUGUGUACAACAAACAGGCUGCGUUCCAGAUCAAAUUCCAUAUAAUCUGAUAACUGACAGCUAAAGAAUUUGACAAAAACACAAGCAGUUGAGUUGAAUUUACAGUUGAAGUCAGAAGUUUACAUUCAUUCUUAGAAUAAAGUAGUGAUCCAAACUGACCUAUGACCAGGAUUGUUUUCUAUGAUUAAAUGCAACCUCACGUGGUAAGAAGAUGCAACACUUGCAUCUUGUUUAAAGAGUCUAAAUAAGAGAAUAAAAUGGCUUAUUCAUUGACCUUUUUAUUUAUCAUAACUAAAGGAAACUGCAGCAUGUACAGUGCUUUUUUUGUAUAAAGAUUUUUUUUACAGUUAUUUAAUUUUGUCAUGUAAAUCUGU
Molecule: messenger RNA, 1087 nt
Organism: Xyrauchen texanus (razorback sucker)
Lineage: Eukaryota; Metazoa; Chordata; Actinopteri; Cypriniformes; Catostomidae
Product: zinc finger HIT domain-containing protein 1-like
Exons: 5
Coding region: 10-474 (154 amino acids)
Biological process (GO): chromatin remodeling
Cellular component (GO): Swr1 complex
Molecular function (GO): nucleosome binding
Source: RefSeq, a predicted model, not a curated record